This is a messenger RNA of Drepanopeziza brunnea f. sp. 'multigermtubi' MB_m1, 867 nucleotides long. RefSeq lists its product as uncharacterized. The record is from RefSeq and is a predicted model, not a curated record. Lineage: Eukaryota; Fungi; Ascomycota; Leotiomycetes; Helotiales; Drepanopezizaceae.
AUGCCUUCCCGCCGCCGACCAGCCGUUCAACCAAAACCCAAGCCUGGGACAGCUUUCACACUCUUCCCCAAGCUCCCCGUCGAGCUGCGUCUUAAAAUAUACUCCGAACAUUUGACGACCAGCACCACCACCAGCCGCAUCGUAAAGAUCUGCUGGAACGCCCGAAAGCGCGCCUUCGUAUCCAGACGCCCGCCCCCUCCCCUCUUACACACCUGUUCUGAAUCCCGUUACCAAGCCCUCAAAACGUACCAGUUGCACUUCGCGUCCUCCCCAGAGUUCGCCAGGGUGUACUUCUCGUUCGAGCGGGAUACCCUGGACCUCUGCUGGGACUCGCUUGGCUCGUCUCCGGGCAGGGUUGGGAGGAAGAUGAGUGACGAGGAGAUGGGGAAGGUGCGGAGGUUACUUGUGAGGGAAGACAGUUUGCUGGGUCAUGCGGCGGACGGCGGGAGGGAGUUGGAGCGCUUCACGGGAUUGCGAACCCUAGGUGUUCUCUGUGACCCGGAGAAUGUGGCGUUCGGGGGUGAAUAUGGGACACGAUCUAUGCAUCAGAUUGCUCAGGAGCUGGAUGUUGACGAAGAGGAUAGUGGUGCAGAUGGCGAGGAGGCUGCUGUGAGGAGGCUGAGGGCACCGAGGGCGGAGAGGUGGCCUGAGCUGGUGUGUUUGAGGGAUGUGGAUGGAGCUGAUCUACCCAGGUGUAGCAGGCAUUGGUGGUUCGAUGGGUGGAAUCACAGGAGUGCGGUUUUGCAGAGGGAGAAGUGGCCGGAGGUUCUAGCGGAAGCGUUGGUGUUGACGUCACAACACGAUCCGGAUGAUCAGGCAUUCAUUGAAAACCUUCUAUUCAUGCAUGUUACUGGACAGCAAUUGUGA